Messenger RNA from Lactuca virosa, 897 nucleotides. The record is from the annotation of a GenBank genome assembly. Lineage: Eukaryota; Viridiplantae; Streptophyta; Magnoliopsida; Asterales; Asteraceae.
AUGCAUCUACCACCGCAGAAGUUUGCUAGUAAAGUUUUGGAUACUCCAAUUGAAACUGAAAAGGAUGUAAAUAUUUUCAAACAAUCAACUGAUCCCACACCCGAUCAGAUGGAUUCUCUCAUUGCUCAACUUCAGUCAACUGCAAAGAAACCUCCCCAAGCGGUUCCUAUUAUUUCUGAUUCUCCAUCUGAGAGUGAUAAAAUUGAUUCAGACACCUCCUUAUUGCCAAGCCCUACUGAAGAACUAAUACUAUUUUCUCAAGGUGAUCUAGGCCCUAUUGUAGAACCAGCCCAGGUCUUUCAAGAUGAUCCAGGUCUUUCUAUGGAGCAAGCCCAAGUCGUUCAAAAGGAUGCUGAGAGCCUGAUUGUCGAACCAGCCCAGGUUCAGGAUAAUGUUCAAAGUCUAGUUUUUGGGGAAGGUUUUGAUUUUCUGACCAAUGAAGAAACGUUCGCCUCAGGAAGUUCCUCCGCUCCAUCACUUCCAGAGCAUGAUGCCGCUUCUGUUAAGUUAGCCAAGAUACUUUCUUUUCAAGAUUCUAUUUCUCAAUCCAAAGGAAAAGGAAUAUCUAUCGGCUCUGGACAAGGGAGUGAUGAAGAUUCUCAUCAAAUUAUCUCUGAACUCAAACAGGAGAUUGUGUCCAUGAGGCAUGAAUCUUUAGAGAAGGACUUUUUAAUUGGUGUAAGUGAGAGGGUUGUUAGACCUGCUCCAUACGCAAAUCUUGAUACUUUUUUAUCUUCUGGUCCUUCUUCUGCUCAAGAAAGGAGAGAUAAGCAAGCACGAAUUGAGGAGCUGAAGGGGAAGAUGUUAGUUAUAAAGCAUUCAGAUCAGAAUGUUUCAGGUGAUCACCCUAAAAUGUUUUUAAGGGAGACUGGAAAGGAUUUUACUGACAAGUUGUGA